Messenger RNA from Equus caballus (horse), 2117 nucleotides. The record is from RefSeq and is a predicted model, not a curated record. Lineage: Eukaryota; Metazoa; Chordata; Mammalia; Perissodactyla; Equidae.
ACUGAUGCCUUAGCAACAUACAAAAUGUCUUUUAUUGUGACCUUAGGGUGAAUCAAAGAGGAAAAUGGAGCUAGUGGAAGCUUCUGCCUCCAUUAGCCCGACUGAGACCCCAAAGGGUCUCAGAUCAAGAAAUUAAUUGUCCUGGUGGGAAUUCCAAUCACCUGAGGUAGCCUCAGAAAUUGGGGGUGCAUCUUUGAUCUUAAAAGGUGGAAACAUGGUGAAUCUACAGGUACUCAAUUGCUGGGUUUAUUUUGUCUCCAGGUUCUGUAGCCCCAGUUGGCUAGUUCCCCACCCAGUCUGGGUUAUUCGGCAGCUACCUUUUGCAUUACAAUGGCCUUGGUGAGACUGGCAGACAGGAUUAACUGAGAAUUCGCAAGGGUGUGGGUGGGCGUUGGGCUGCCAGGAGGGGCGGGUCUACGUAUGGUUGAGCCUUCCUUAUAAAUCUGGAGCCUCCAAAAUUCUUACCUUGAGUGAGAGAUUGGGCUGAAUGGCUUCUGUUACUGCAGAGGUGACUCGCUAAAUCCUGCCUUUUUGGUAACUUCCGUUUGGCGAUCUUCGUAUUUCUCUAAGGUCUUCUGCCUGGAUACUUAAGCCUGGGCCUUUUUUACAAUCUCACCCUUUGGAUUCUUGCCCUCUCCUUCAACUUAACAGCAUGAGUGUGGAUCCCGCUCUUCCCCAAAGCCUGCCUUGCCCUGAAGCAUCCAAUUCCAGGGGAUCUUCACCAGUGCCUGAGAUUUAUGGGCCUGAAGAAAAUUACGCAUCCUUGCAGAUGUCGUCUGCUGAGACACCCCACAUGGAGACUGUCUCUCCUCUGCCUUCCUCCAUGGAACUGCUCAUUCAGGACAGCCCCGAUUCAUCCACCAGUCCCAGAGUAAAACCGCUGCCCGCUUCCGCAGAGACGAGCGAGGCAAAGAAGGAAGAGAAGGUCCAUGGCAAGAAACAGAAGAUCAGAACCGUGUUCUCUCAGACCCAGCUCUGUGUCCUCAAUGACAGAUUUCAGAGACAGAAAUACCUCAGCCUCCAGCAGAUGCAAGAACUUUCCAACAUCCUGAACCUUAGCUACAAACAGGUUAAGACCUGGUUCCAGAACCAGAGAAUGAAAUGUAAGAGGUGGCAGAAAAACAACUGGCCGAAGACUAGCAACAGUGUCACUCAGGGCUCAGCAACUACAGACUACCCGGGGCUCUAUUCCUACCACCAGGGGUGCCUGGUGAACACUGCUGGGAACGUUCCAAUGUGGAGCCACCAGGCCUGGAAUAACCCAGCUUGGAGCAACCAGACCUGGAACAGCCAGUCUUGGAGCAACCAUUCCUGGAACAGUCAGACCUGGUGCUCCCAAGCCUGGAAUAACCAGGCUUGGAACAAUCAGGCCUGGAACAGUCCGUUCCACAGCUGUGGAGAGGACUUCCUGCAGCCCCAGAUCCAGUUCCAGCAAAAUUCUCCUGUCAGUGACCUGGAGGCCACCUUGGAAACCGCUGGGGAAAGCCAUAACGCAACACAGCAAACUGCUAAGUAUUUUAGUACCCAGCAAAUCAUGGAUUUAUUCCCAAAUUACCCCAUGAACAUACAGCCUGAAGAUAUGUGAAGAUGGCUACAUUGAAUCUCGAUUUGGGCAGUGGCUAUAUUACUUCUAGGAUUUUUCUUGAUAUUCUGCUUCUAAUUAUGCCCAUUGUGUCAAUCUGGAGAGUCAGGAGAGUAUGACGGAUUCUAGAGGGCUCGGUAGCCUUGGCUGCUGUGGCCAACAUGGUAACAGGUGUCUCUGGCUGCAGAUAACUAGAUAGAAUACUAGUUUGGAUGUCUUUAGGGUCUAGAAUCUAAUCUCUAGGAAGUAACAGUACAAAGACGGGUGGUGAAGGAUUAUCCUAUUUUCUGGGAUUGGGAGACUUUACUUCUGAAAAACCUCACUUGUUAAGGUGAAGGGUUAAGCUAUUAAGUGCUUCAUUAAUUUCCUCUACCCCUUUUGCUCUUUUACUGCAACCCCUAAUUUGUUCUUACUCUAGUGCUUGUAGAAAGAGGCUUUAUAUUUUUGCUGCAUCAUGAUAAUAAUAAUAGAACCAGUUUGGCCAGUUGGUUUAUAAGUUUAAGUACAAAUAAAUAAAAUAUACAUUUUACCUUUA